Messenger RNA from Onychomys torridus (southern grasshopper mouse), 872 nucleotides. RefSeq names its product PPP1R2C family member C (gene Ppp1r2c). The record is from RefSeq and is a predicted model, not a curated record. Gene Ontology annotation, molecular function: protein phosphatase inhibitor activity. The transcript has a single exon. Lineage: Eukaryota; Metazoa; Chordata; Mammalia; Rodentia; Cricetidae. Gene Ontology annotation, biological process: regulation of signal transduction. Bases 102 to 653 code for a protein of 183 amino acids.
AGGGCCUGUCCGCCAGACAGAUCUAGCUCCUGCUUUGAGUGCGGAGUGCGGACAAGUGGCUGCGUCGGCCCAAUUCUAACUUGGCCCUCAGCUUCCCAGUCAUGGCAACUUCCACCACCUCACACAGGCCCAUCAAGGGGAUACUCAAAAACAAGAGUUCAACAUCUUCAGUUGAGGAUUCCACCCAACCAUCGGGAAGACCUGGCGCUCAGGAGUUGCAACGUAAGAAAUCGCAGAAGUGGGACGAAUCUAACAUACUAGCAACCCACUAUCCAUCCUACAAAGACUAUGACUUAAUGAAGACGAACGAGCCCGGCAAUCCCUACAUCAGUGUGCUACAUGACGGAGAAGACAACACGAGUGAAGUUCAAGGAAAGGAAGCCAUGACCGCUGCUGAUACCUUAGCGAAGAAGCUCGCAGCCAGUGACACCUUUGGGACCAGCUAUCAGGGUGAGGAGCAAGAAAGCAGCAGUGCGCAUAGCAGCAAAUUCUUCCUGGACAAACAAGAGCGACAACGGCAAUUUGAGUUGAAAAGAAAGUUACAUUACAACGAAGGACUGAACAUCAAAUUGGCCAGACAACUCAUAUUGGAGGAGCUCCAGUCUGAAGUAGAAGAAGAUGACAUCCAACCACAUCUCCAUUCAAGUUUUUGAAGAAAAGACUACUACAGAAGAAGCUCCGACAAUUUAACAUCUAGAAAUUCCAUCAUAGACGCAUAUAACAUCUGCGGUUGCCGCUGUCAUUGCCUAUCCAUUGCUGCUUCUUGCUUUUUAGAACCCAUGCUCUUAGUGUGGCACUACUUGUCCAUGUAACUGUGUGUGUUUAAUGGUCAUGCAGGAAUUAAAUGGUAAUGUUAGAAAACAUUAAACUGG